Messenger RNA from Lutzomyia longipalpis, 2736 nucleotides. It is a transcript of the gene RASSF8, whose product is annotated as ras association domain-containing protein 8. Bases 488 to 2116 code for a protein of 542 amino acids. NCBI's taxonomy places the organism in Eukaryota, Metazoa, Arthropoda, Insecta, Diptera, Psychodidae. Gene Ontology annotation, biological process: signal transduction. The record is from RefSeq and is a predicted model, not a curated record. The transcript has 4 exons.
AAAGUUUCAAGGGACAAAUAAUAUGUACAUUCUGUCAGAAAGAAAAUAAAAGGAAAUAAAUAAUAGAAGGAAUUUCGGGUGUUGUUCUAGGUAGAAAUGGCACAAAAUUAUCAAGAAAGUGCCCUCGGAGUGGCGUGCACGGGCCCUGUCGUGCGAAAUUGAUGAAAAGUGUGGGAAAAAGUGAGAAAAGCGAGGUGUGAAGUUAGAAAUCAAAGGUGUGUGUGAUUCAUUGGAAUUCCGAGGAGAGUGUUUGACACAGUUUCUUGUCUUUUUCGUGAUACUGGCUCGCGCAUAGAGUGCUGGAUUUGAUAAAGAGAGCAUUCCUGAAGAUAAAACUCUCCGUUGCUCAUGUGAUUUCGUGCUUGGUUGAAAGUUAGAGUGGUCAGGUGGGAUUUUUCGUGAUCUCUGCUGCGCCGUCGUCAUUCAGCAGAUAAGGAAGUAGUGACCCAGCAGAGUACGACGGAGGAGAGGUCGAUAUAGCAUUGAAAUGGAGCUCAAAGUGUGGGUGGAGGGCAUCCAGAGAAUUGUCUGCGGGGUCACAGAGGCGACUACAUGUCAGGACGUUGUCUUUGCCCUCGCACAUGCCACGGGAAAAGUGGGACGAUUCACCCUAAUUGAGCGCUGGCGGAAUAAUGAGCGACUCCUGGCACCCACAGAGAACCCCCUGAAGAUCCUCAUGAAAUGGGGAGAAUAUUCGAGCGAUGUGCAAUUUAUCCUUCAACGCAGUGACCAGCCCAAGACACCCGCUAUGCAAUCCCCACAACAAAUUCUGCGUCAACAGCAGCGUCAGCAGGAGCAGCCAAACACAGAUCUUGCCCAGAGUGUUCUUGUUUCGUCACCCAGCAGUAGUGAUCGCCUCAAGGAGAAUAUGUCGCCCCUAGAACGAGGCCGUGAAACCCGAAAAAGCUUCACAAGUGGUGGUAGCAUUGAUCUCAAAUCGGAAAACAUUGGCAUCGUUCGGGGCGUUCCGCAGAAAUCCCCAACGCCUCCCAAAACCUCCACAACCCCAGUUCACACACCACAGGGAUCAAAUGAGCCCCUCUAUGCGGGUGUUGUGAAACCAACGCAAUCAUCAGCAGCAACUGUUGCCAAGAGCGGAGAAUUCACAUCUGCCGACAUCAGAAAUGCUCUCGAUCGCAAGACUAACGCUGCCCCCGUAUUUGCUGCCGGAAGCUGUGAGAGUGUCCUGGAGGGUGGAUCGACGGAAAUGGUGAUAAAGAAUGGACCACCGAUUUCAUCGAAUGGUGCUCUUGUACCACCACCAUACCGAGACCCACCGCCACCCCGGAAUUCCCCACUUCAGAAGACGGAACCGCCAAGAAGUGUAGCUGGAGGGAGUCUAGAGCUCAUGGAGGCGCAAUACCUCCACAAUGGGGCACAGUACCGGGAUCUAAUUCAACUGAUAAAGCUUCAGCGUGAGAAGAUUAGUAUACAGCAGGCGGAUCUCACCAAGUACGAUGCGGAAAUUGUGUACCUGGAGAACAAGGAGCGUGAACAGUCGCAGCAAUUGGAGGCGAUUGCACGUGAAAUCAGCAAAACAGAUCAGAUCUUCAGGCAGGGCAACGAACAGCUCCAAACUUUGCAGUAUGUCGAGGAGGAGAAUGAGCUGGUGCGGCAGCAGGAGAAGACACUCAAGUCAGAGAUAACGCUAUUGCGUUCCAAAUUAGCCAACUGUGAGACAGAGUUGCUGCAGUGCAAGAAUAAAAUUCGACACCUCAUGGAUGACAUACAAAUCGAGCAGAGGGCACUCAAUCGGCAAUUUGAUACGCGGCAACAAAUGGAGCGUCAGAUUGUGGUGGAAGUGGAUCGGAUACAGGCGGAAAUUGAGCAGGUAAUUAAGACAGCGGAAUCAUCCAACAAGACGAUGGAGAAUCUCAAGAAGGAGGUGUCAUUCAUUGAGACUGCAAUUGCGGAGAAGAAAAAGCAAGUGGAGCACCUCGUUAAUGAGAUGAAGGAGGUUAAUCUCCAGAGUUUGGCCGUUGCGCCAUCAGAGGAGAUCCGUCACCUGCUUGAGGGAUCUAAUCGCCCUGGAAGUACACGCAGAAUUAUCGGCUCACCACGGCAGCUUGAAAAUGCUGUUCCAACUAGCAAAAAUCCCCAUGGAGUCUGGGUCUAAAAAUGAUUUCCCCCAGACAUUAAGAGAGAACAAUAUUUUAUUUUAAAAGCAUCACACACUCUAAAGUAAAUUACAUACAUAAGUAGUUCAAAGUAUUCUUGCAUUUAUUGCCAAUUUCUACCAUUUAUUAUUAUUUUAUUUAUAAUUUAUCAACUCAUUUUUUUUUCAUUCUGCAUUUAUAUACCUUCCUUUAGGAACUUAGGAUUACCACCUCCCCCACCCUACCCUUUUCCCCAAUUUCUUACCAAUGCAAUGUUAGGCUUAACUUUUCAUUUAAAUGUUAAACUAUUUACAAUUUAAAGUAAAAAAAAAGACAUGGCAUGAUUUUGGUUGGAAUAUUUUCUUCAUGAAAAUUUUUGCAAUCAUAAUGAGAUUUUGAUUGUCUUAUUGUAAAGAUGUUGCGAAAGUUUUGCGGCAAUCACGAUAAUUGGGGAUUUGUUUUCAGAAGUGAUUAGAAAAUCAUCAUCGUAAUGAAUCACUUUUACCUAAAAAUUCAUUCCAUUUAAACUCACACAAAAAAGACUCAAAGAAAAUCCCGCUAAUGGAAAGUGGAUUCCACAAAAUGUAUUUCCAAAAGACAUCACACUAAUUAGUGCUUGAAAAGACAUUAAAAUGAUAAA